This is a messenger RNA of Cyprinodon variegatus (sheepshead minnow), 1902 nucleotides long. Its product is annotated as T-cell acute lymphocytic leukemia protein 1-like. The transcript has 4 exons. Gene Ontology annotation, biological process: regulation of transcription by RNA polymerase II. NCBI's taxonomy places the organism in Eukaryota, Metazoa, Chordata, Actinopteri, Cyprinodontiformes, Cyprinodontidae. Gene Ontology annotation, molecular function: protein dimerization activity; RNA polymerase II cis-regulatory region sequence-specific DNA binding; DNA-binding transcription factor activity, RNA polymerase II-specific. The coding region runs from base 88 to 1392 and encodes 434 amino acids. The record is from RefSeq and is a predicted model, not a curated record.
CUCUCUCUCACACACACACACACGCACACACACACACGCAUACUGCUCCACAACUGGUAGGAAAAAAAAGAAAAACCUCAGACAUGGAUGACCCGCUCACAAAAUGGCUCCACUUACACAGUAACAUCAACAACACGGCUGAAACGGAUUUUGUGGGAGUUUAAAAAGGGUCACGGUGUAAAAAUGAUGGAAAAACGGGAGCAGGAGCUUUGUCCUGGAAGUCCCGACGCAGGAUCCGGUCCUGGAAAGCGAGAAGACUCGGCCAUCAUCUCUAGACACAACGGAUACAAGGAGGAAGAGGAGCCGGUGAGAGAAAGGGGGGAGGAGGGAGAUGAGGAGGAGGAAGAGGAGGAGGAGGAGCAGGCGGACGAGAAGGAGAGGGGAGGGAGCUUCAAAGGGGCUGAGGAGACGGAUGACGUUCCGCUGCAGAACUCGAGCAACGGGUCCAGCAUCAGCAUCAUCAUCAACGGCGUUGCCAGGGAAACUGCCUCUCUCAACGCCCUUGACCUGAAAAGGGAAGUACCGGUGAUCGAGCUCUCCAGGAGGGACGCUAUAAAAGCGCUGGAGCAGAGGACGGAGAGCCAUUUCGUGCCGAUCACCGAACUCCGCAGACCUCCACCGCUGCCAUUGCCGCCGCCGCAUCGAGACAACGCUCGAAUGGUCCAGCUGAGCCCAAACGCGUUCCCUGUCCCGGCCCGGGCGAUGCUCUACAACCUGGCGCAGCCUCUUGCCGCCAUCAACAGUCUUGGAGGAGAGUCAGAGCAGUACAGCAUGUACCCCAGCAACAGGGUAAAGCGCCGCCCGGCGCCUUAUGAGGUUGAACUCGACGAGGGUAGGCGCAUUUUAGAUCUUUAUAAGUAUGCUGGCCAGCCAAAGAUUGUGCGUCGCAUCUUCACAAACAGCCGUGAGCGUUGGCGGCAACAGAAUGUAAACGGUGCAUUUGCAGAGCUCCGCAAACUCAUCCCCACUCACCCUCCGGACAAGAAACUGAGCAAAAAUGAGAUUCUGAGACUUGCUAUGAAGUACAUCAGCUUCCUCUCUAACCUUUUGGAAGACCAGGACGGGGGAAGAAAUGUCGGCAGCACAACUGAAGGGGACACAGGCCUGCUGGUUGGUGUUCCGACCCAUGAGGGAGGCCCUCAGGGUGCUCCACACCAAGAAACAGCGGUGGACCUAGUAAGGGAUGAUCUUCUGGAGACGAUGUCACCAGGUUCCAGCUGUGGUAGCCUACCUGAUGGCGAUGCUGAGGGGAGUCCCGAGAGCUUCAUGGAGGACCAGGACUCACCUCCAGCAACAAGGACUCUAACAGCCUCCCGCGGACCCUCACUGCAUCUGGCAACUAGGGAUCUGAGGCGUAAUGGACGGCCAUUAGAUGGUUCCAGCCGACGAUGAUGCUUACACUAGGAGAUCAUAUUUAUGACGUCAAAGACUAAAUAAAAGAAACUACAGACCAUGUGAAAAGUAGAUUUCCUUAAAACCCUUUAUCUUGAAGUAAUCGGUUAAGGAAGAAUUGUCUUAAACAUAGAAAGUGAAACAUGCACCUGAGACAAUACAGUUAAAUAUCGUAGUUUAAUUUGAUCCACUUGUAAAUUCUGCAUGUUUCAUGCUCUUAGCCGACUCUAAGACUAUACAUUUCUACAUGUUGGAAGUUCCAAAGACACUGUGUGAAAUGAAAGCAUAGAAAAAAAUUAAUGAGGCAAAGAAAUAUCUUAAAUCAAGCACCCAUCAUUUAGGAGAUGUUCAGUAAGGAGUUAAUUGUGUGCUAAGCCUGCAAUCACCAUUGAUUACAAAACAAUGCAUUUGGUAUAGAACCACUUCGUUAAAAAAAUUCUGCAGGAAACCUGACCUAAAAUGCCAAGACAUAAACUUCAAAGUGAAAGUAGAACCACUUUCAUUGGAAAG